AAAACUGGGAAGAAGCAAUAAUUGAAGCAUUUGAAUGGUAUCCAGUGCAGGAUAUCAUUAGACAUUUACAUGAAUUACGACGUUUCAUUAUACGUACUCAAGGCGCAUUUGCAAUCACUUAUCUUCCAAAACUGAUAGGUAAUGAAGACACGAAUGGAAUGUAUACUUUACCUGCUUCAAAAAUAAGACGAUUUCCAGCAAAACAAGAAUAUCUCUGUGAAGCUAUCGGUGAAUGGGGUAUCAUUAAAGAUAAAUUAGAACUGGUGGCCGAUGUGCUCUGUCAUCCCAAUCGUAUCAAUAGAAACUAUCCUAAAUUUGACACACAAGGUGAAGCAGAAGAAUAUGCGUUUGAGCUGGUCAACCAGUUACUUCAAAAGAUCGAAAAUAGAAAAGAUGUUGUCAACCAAAGUAUAUUUGAAGAAAGGUAUGGACUAAAAUGGAUAGAAGAAGACCAAGUUCAGGAAGAUAGAGAGGAACAAACGUUGGUGGUUCUAGAGGAUGGGCAGCGUUCUACAGAUCGAGAAGAUCAUGAUAAACAAACCAGUAGUAAUGGUGUACCUAAUAUUGCUGAAAACAGCCUGUAAAAAUCACAAAAUAAAAUAGCUAAAUAUCUACUAUUCAAGUGUGUG
Messenger RNA from Gilbertella persicaria, 629 nucleotides. RefSeq lists its product as uncharacterized. The transcript has a single exon. The coding region runs from base 159 to 584 and encodes 141 amino acids. The record is from RefSeq and is a predicted model, not a curated record. NCBI's taxonomy places the organism in Eukaryota, Fungi, Mucoromycota, Mucoromycetes, Mucorales, Choanephoraceae.